Scomber scombrus (Atlantic mackerel) is the source of this 1954-nucleotide messenger RNA. It is a transcript of the gene cadm4, whose product is annotated as cell adhesion molecule 4. Gene Ontology annotation, cellular component: cell-cell contact zone. Bases 240 to 1412 code for a protein of 390 amino acids. Gene Ontology annotation, molecular function: vascular endothelial growth factor receptor 2 binding. NCBI's taxonomy places the organism in Eukaryota, Metazoa, Chordata, Actinopteri, Scombriformes, Scombridae. Gene Ontology annotation, biological process: regulation of Rac protein signal transduction; regulation of wound healing; negative regulation of peptidyl-tyrosine phosphorylation. The record is from RefSeq and is a predicted model, not a curated record. The transcript has 9 exons.
GUCAGCCAGUUGACCGGUGAAGUCAGCGCUGUAGGGAAGAUUGGCGAUGAUCCGCUUUCGGCUUUGCCAGGAGGGUCAGGGCCAUCACCGUUAGAGCUCAUUGCAUUUGCAGUGGCACAGAGAGAAAGAGAGAGAGCGGGUAGUGCGUAGUAAUCUAUGGAUGACACCCGCGCUUUAUUCCAUCAGAUAGUGCUCGGUGAGCCCGUUGUCAGGCGGUACAGGCAGAGAAUGUGACAGUAAUGGAGGGAGGUACGGCCCAGAUCUCCUGCCGCCUGCAGAAUUACGAUGGAUCAAUUGUGGUCAUCCAGAAUCCCCGCCGGCAGACCCUCUUCUUCAACGGCACACGAGCUCUGAAAGACGAUCGUUUCCAGAUGGUGCUUUUCACACCACGGCUGGUGCGCAUCACGUUAACCAACGUCAGUGUCAUGGAUGAAGGCGGCUACUUCUGCCAGCUCUACACGGAUGCCACACACCACCAGGUGGCCACGCUCUCUGUCUUGGUUCCCCCAGAGACGCCCACGGUGGAGGUGAAGCAGGAAGCCGUGGAGGGCGGUGAGGUGGAGCUGACCUGUGUGUCACCACGCAGCAAGCCGGCCGCCACCCUGCGCUGGAUGCGCAAUGGCCGGGAGAUACCAGGCGUGGUAUCCCAGCAGGAGAACGCAAAGACGUUCAGCGUGUCCAGCACCAUCCAGAUCCCAGUAGAAAGGAAAGACAAUGGGGCAGCACUGAGCUGCGAGGCAUUCCACCCAGCCCUGGGUGGCCAGAAGAGACUUCGACACUACCGCCUGGAUGUAUAUUUUGCACCUACAGUGAGAAUUGUUCCUCCCUCUGGCAUUUUGCGAGAGGGCGACUCGCUCAGCCUGACCUGCUCCGUGACUGGGAACCCUCUGCCCAGGAACAUUCAGUGGUCGAAGAUCAAUGACACCUUACCUGAGAGAGCAGAGAUUUCUGGCCCCACCUUUCAGAUUUCCCGUCUCAGCCAAUCACACAACGGGACAUACUUGUGCCAGGCCCAGAACGAUUAUGGACGAGCCGCUGAUCAUUACACCCUAUUGGUCUAUGAUAAUGUGUCACUCACUACCACGGUCCCUCCCACUCCUACCACCCAACUUAUCACCUCCCAUCCCUCCACCCCAACCCUCCUAACACCCAGCUUCGCCCCAGACAUGAAAGAUCCUGGUGCAGUGGUAGAGACUCACAGCGCAGUACCUUUUGCAGUGAUAGGUGGCGUUCUGGCAUUGCUGGUUUUCACCGUCAUCUGUGUCCUCAUUGUCACCAUCUGGUGCUCCGUCCGACAGAAAGGUUCCUAUCUUACCCAUGAGGCCAGUGGGUUGGAUGAACAUGGUGAGGUGCAGGAAGCCUUCCUCAAUGGCAACGACGCCAGCCAGGGCAAGAAGGAGUACCUACUGUAGCCCUUCUCCUUUCCUACCCCUUUCUCUUCUGACCUCAUCCCCCUAUCCCCACCUCUUCCCAUCUCCCACCUUAUACAGUAUACACACACACACACGCACACUCUAUACAACACGCCAUAACAGACGGCCUUCUCAAAACGACUGUAUACAGUUAUUGCACACAGCCAAUCCAUCCCGCUCCAUUCCACUCCAUAUCCUCCAUACACACACACAGAAACAGCCUGAGAAAGAGAGCCUAUAGACCCACCAGCCAUUAACGACUGUGCCAUAUACUGUAAGUCGGAGAAACUAGGGAAAAUGGAGAGGGGUGGAGGGAAAGAAGGGGGUGAGGUGAAUGUAGACAAAAAAUAAAUGAUGCCAUAAUUAUUUUGAUCAAGAGGAAAGUGGGGAGCACAAAGAAAACCGACACUCUGCCCGUGCAGCCGCCAAAGUGGAAAAGGAAUUAUAGGCAGAUGACUGCUAUAAUUCCAUGCCUAGAAAAAACCAUCCAUUUCACAAAGCUCAAUUUUAAGUGACGAAGACAGUGGGAGCAAUGUGUGGGG